Molecule: messenger RNA, 1933 nt
Organism: Rhinolophus ferrumequinum (greater horseshoe bat)
Lineage: Eukaryota; Metazoa; Chordata; Mammalia; Chiroptera; Rhinolophidae
Gene: ADGRG3
Product: adhesion G protein-coupled receptor G3
Exons: 12
Coding region: 83-1774 (563 amino acids)
Biological process (GO): cell surface receptor signaling pathway; adenylate cyclase-activating G protein-coupled receptor signaling pathway
Cellular component (GO): membrane
Molecular function (GO): G protein-coupled receptor activity
Source: RefSeq, a predicted model, not a curated record
GGACAGGCGGGCUCUGCAGAACCUGGGACCAGAGCACACACAGUCGUAAGGCUCGGGCCUGCGUGGGCAAGGCUGGCCAAGGAUGGUGACGCCCAGGGUCCUGGGAGCCCUGCUUCUCCUGUUUCUCCUGCUCCUGGUCUCAGGUGAGGAAACUUCCAUAGAUAAAUCUAAGCCAACAACAGUUACACCGGAGCAGCCAAGAAACAUCUGCCGUGGGCUCCUCAAUAUGGGCCUGUACGACUCCUUCUACCUUGAGGACACUGCUGAGUGCUUCAAAAAGUGCGGGCAGUUAGAGAAUGAAUCCUGUGACCUGGGAAACUUGCAGAGAUACUGGCUGGAUUAUGAGACCCACCUGGUGGAGAACAGUACGAAGGAGAAGAUCGAUUUGUCUUUUUUGAAGACUUUUGUCAGUAACUUCAGCACCAAUAUCUCAGAAGACCUGCACUUCUCUCUGACCCCCUCUCAGAUUCCGACACAAUUGAUGGAGGAUGAGCACAAACCCCCUGACAGAGUCCGGCUGCCCAGGAGCCUGUUUGCAUCCGUGCAGAGCAGCAAGCCGAUGGUCCGCUUGGCCAUAUCUAUCCUGGACAUCGGGUCGGGGAGUCUCUUCAAGGGCCCUCAGCUCAGCCUGGAGGAUGACGGCAGCGUGUUAAACAAUCGCUUGGUGGGCUUGAGUUUGGGCCGCAUGCGUGUUACCGGGCUGGCCGAGCCUUUGGAAAUCACCUUCUCGCACCAACGUCAGCCUCCCAACAUGACCCUCACCUGUGUAUUCUGGGAUGUGACUAAAGGGCGAACAGGAGACUGGUCUUCCGAGGGCUGCUCCACGGAGCUGGGAGCCGAAGGGACUGUGUGCCGCUGUAACCACCUGACCUUCUUCGCCCUGCUGCUGAGGCCGAUCUUGGACAAAGCCACUGUGCAGGCCCUCACACGCAUUUCCCAGGCUGGGUGUGGAGCCUCCAUGAUCUUCCUGGCCUUCACCAUCGUCUCCUACACUGUCCUGAGGUUCUCCCGGCAGAGGUUCAAGUCGGAAGAUGCCCCCAAGAUCCACUUGACCCUGAGUGUUUGCUUGUUUCUCCUGAAUCUAGCCUUCCUCAUCAAUAUGGGGCAUGACCCGAAGGAGUCCAAAUCCACCUGUUGGGUCUUGGGGGCCAUCUUUCACUACUUCCUGCUCUGUGUCUUCACCUGGAUGGCCCUAGAAGCCUUACACCUCUACCUGCUUGUUAUCAGGGUCUUUAACACCUACUUCAGUCACUACUUCCUGAAGCUGAGCCUCGUGGGCUGGGGUCUGCCAGCCCUGAUGGUCAUUGGUACCAGGAGUGCCAACAGCUAUGGCUACUACACCAUUCGUGACAAGGAGAACAGGACGUCACUGGAGUUGUGCUGGUUCCGUGCAGAUACUGCUAUCACUGCCCUCUACGUCACUGUCCAUGGCUACUUCCUCGUCACGUUCCUCUUCAGCACCGUGGUCCUGAGCCUGGUGGGCUGGAAGAUCUUCACUCUGUCAAGUGCCACAGCAGGCAAGAAGAAGCGGCAGAACUGGAAAGGGCUCCUCACCUUGCUGGGCCUCUCAAGCUUGGUGGGCAUGACAUGGGGGCUGGCCAUCCUCACGCCUCUGGGCCUGUCAACCAUCUACGUAUUCUCACUUUUCAACUCCCUGCAAGGUGUCUUCAUCUUCUGCUGGUUCAUCAUGCUCUACUUCCCAAGCCAGAGUGACGUGUCUUCCUCUUCUGGUCCUGCACGAGUAGGGCAGACCCAUACGACGUCACAAGAAUAGGGGGCUGGCUCUGCGCUCUGGACUCAGCUCUGACUUGCUGUGUGACCUUGGACAGCUCCCUGCCUCCCUCUGGGCCACAGUUUCCAUGUCUGUACAUGUGGCUGGGGAGGGUGGGGAUGGGGGCCAGAUUGGACCACAUGACAUCAAAGAUCCCAUCGA